Molecule: messenger RNA, 420 nt
Organism: Prorocentrum cordatum
Lineage: Eukaryota; Dinophyceae; Prorocentrales; Prorocentraceae
Source: the annotation of a GenBank genome assembly
AUGCGUCGCCAGCUGUACAUUUCGGAGACGACGGCUUCCAUCAAGGAGCACGACGGACACAUGGAGUGGGACCGGGAUCCCGACGGCACGAUAUUCACUGCGGAUGUGGCGGCUAACGUUCAGUUUGGAGAAGGUCAAGGAGCAGCUCGCGCCAUGGAGGCGGGUUUCGACGAAUCCACGCGGCCCCUGCAAGGCCCGACGCCUGGCAGACGCCCCAAGGUGUCGGGCGAUGCGAGCGCGGCGCAAAGAAAUGUUCAUAAAGCACGCAGGCACCUCAGGCUUCCGGACGGCUGUCGGCGUUCAUUCAGCGCGGACACGAUGGUGGGCGGGACAUCUAGAAAUUCUGCAGGUCUGGACAAGGCGGCGCGCAUGGUUAGGCGUGAGAUUCAAACUUCACGCAUGGCAAGUAUUAUCAAAUAA